AUGGCGAACCCCAGCGCUGCAGUCACUCAGAGCGCCGUCACCCCAGUAGAGAAGCUUGAGUCUCCAGCAUCGAAGUGGCUUGUUGGAUGGUCGUGUGGAAAAGAGACCCUCAAAGAUGGCCGCUAUGACACCCUCAAGGGGUCUUACUAUGUCAACUGUGCUUCUGGCUUCGACGAGCAACAGCGGGCCGUGGCCGAGAAGUACCCCGCGUUCCCGGAAUACACGGCACCUAAUGUCUGGCCCUCAGAGGAGCUACUGCCCGGCUUCGAGGAGACCUUCCGCGAGCUAUGUACCCUCAUCAUUGACAUAGCCACACUGGUCGCGCGAGCAUGUGACAAGUACGCAGAAGCCAAUAUCGAAGGCUAUCAGAAGGGAUACCUAGAGCAUGUCGUCAAGACAAGUAUCUUCACCAAAGCGAGACUGCUGCACUACUUCCCAAGCCCAGAGUCAGACAGUAAGGCGUCCAGCGAUGCAGGCAGUGGCGACGAGGACGACUGGUGUGCGACACAUCUCGAUCACGGCUGUCUUACCGGCUUGACAAGUGCCAUGUUUGUCGACGAAGCCGCCCAUCAGCCUCAGACUGGCAGCGCGUUCAAGCCGCUAAAGGAAUUGGAUCGUUCGCCCGACCCCAAGGCGGGUCUCUACAUCCACUCCCGGACGGGUGCGGUCACCAAGGUCAGCAUUCCGCGAGACUGUCUAGCUUUCCAGACAGGCGAGGCACUCGAGAUCAUCACCCAAGGCAAGUUCAAGGCGGUCCCCCACUUUGUACGGGGUUCAGGGCCGGGCAUUGGUGGCAAGGUAGCGAGAAACACAUUGGCUGUGUUCACUCAGCCUAAUCUGUGGGACAAGCUGGACGAGGGACGUGACUUUGCGGCGUUUGCCAAGCAGACUGUAGAGAAGAAUCACUGA
This is a messenger RNA of Parastagonospora nodorum SN15, 909 nucleotides long. RefSeq lists its product as hypothetical. Lineage: Eukaryota; Fungi; Ascomycota; Dothideomycetes; Pleosporales; Phaeosphaeriaceae. The record is from RefSeq and is a predicted model, not a curated record. The transcript is spliced from 2 exons. The coding region runs from base 1 to 909 and encodes 302 amino acids.